CUAUCGAUUUUCACGUCUCAUUUUCCCAAGUUUGCGUUCGCAACAACGGCAAAGAUUACAUGCCGCACAAGAGAAACAAAUUCGUUGUCGUGCGGCGUAUUGUGCGUCGGUGAGCGGGUGCAGCAGUCAAUUUAUUUUAAUUUCCAAUUAAACUGAACGGCCAUCGCAUCGGCGUGGAAGUUUCAGGACGAACCGGACAAUCGUGCGCGUUCGUGCUUCUACGCGUUUGUCUUUUCAGUGUUUUGAUUUUUUGGGACACAGUCAAGAAACUUGGGUUCUGUGUUCAAUCCCGGCUUUAGUUGGUGAUAAGUGUGGAAUCUACGUGAUUCGUUGUAGUUAAAAUUUUUGUUGCACACAACAAACCGGCAUCAUGGGCGGUUUUGCCUGGGUGACUUUGGCCACAAAUGACUCCUAUUCACUGGGUGCCUUGAUAUUGGCGCACUCCCUCAAACAAGUAGGAACCAGCCAACAGUUGGCCGUUCUAGUAACACCCGGCGUUACAAACGCCAUGAGAGAUAAACUUAGGUCCGUAUUCGACUUGGUACAAGAAGUGAACAUUUUGGAUUCGAAGGAUGAGGCGAACUUAAGACUGUUGAAAAGGCCGGAAUUAGGUGUAACCUUCACCAAACUACAUUGCUGGCGUCUCACGCAGUUCGAUAAAUGUGUAUUUUUGGAUGCAGACACAUUGGUCCUGCAAAAUUGCGAUGAACUCUUCGAAAGGGAGGAGCUGUCUGCGGCUCCCGAUGUCGGAUGGCCGGAUUGUUUCAACUCCGGCGUCUUUGUGUAUCGUCCAUCCAACGAAACGUACGAGAAACUCGUGCAGUUUGCGUUAGAAAAAGGAAGUUUCGAUGGUGGCGACCAAGGUCUUUUAAAUUUGUACUUCUCUGACUGGGCCCAUAAAGAUAUUAGCAAACAUUUACCCUUCAUCUAUAAUAUGUGCUCCACAGCAUGUUAUUCCUAUUUACCUGCCUUUAAACAAUUUGGAGGCAAUGCAAAAAUUAUUCACUUCAUUGGCCCUGCUAAACCUUGGUUGCAAUACUUCGACUCCGAAACAAGAACUGUGUCGCCUUCUGGAGGUUUGCAACAUUUACAACACGUAUUACAAAGAUGGUGGGACAUUUUCUGCGAAAAGAUCCAUCCGACCUUAUCACGAGAAAUGGCUCCAAGACAAAGAAAGCAAAGUAGUUCGAUUAUUCCGAAUUCCCCCUCUCCCAAGAAUCCCGAAAUCCAUGACUUCUCUUCACCAGACGAUUACCAAAACGUCUGGGAUCCAUGGGAUGAAUACGAUAAUCGACAAGCCGGAAAUGUUUCAGUUGAUUUUCAUAAUCAACAAUUAGUAAUGGAACAUAUCAGUCAAUCAAUAUUAGAAAGCAAUUCUAAAUCAAAAAUUAAUACGGAACAGUCUGUAAACAUUAAAGAAUCUGAGGAAACUAAUUUUCCUAAACAGUACCAUCAAGAGCAUAAUGCACAUCAACCCGAAAUCAUUCCAUCAUAUCAAAAUCCGGAGCCUUCAGCACCAUAUCAUCUAGAAACAGUAUCAGAAAGUCAUAAUCAGUCUCGUCAAGAAUCAUUUUCAGAAUCUCAUAAUACAAGCGCCGAUCAUUCUUUCCAUGUAGACAAUUCAAAUGUAAAAGUCGAUGUACAAAUUGAGUCAAUAGAUAUUCAUCCCAGUCCUCCUGUAAUCGAAAAAACAGAUCCUGUAUCACCAGAUAUUACCAUUCCCCCUUCACCCCUUCCUUCCAAUGAAUUCGACACUACUACGCCAGUAGGCAAUGAGACCAAUUUGCACACUGAACUAACCGAGGAAAAGACUGACGCUGGCUUAGCUGGUGCCUUUGCCCAACUGACCCUGGGCGUUCCGAGAACUGCAGAACAAAUGGCACUUGAAGACCAUUUAAGAAGACAGGGCUGGGAAGUGGGAAACAUCGACUAUUUGGGUCGCGACUCGUUUGACAAUAUCUGGAGCAAGAUCUGCGAAACGUUGGGCAGCGCUCCGGAACCAAAGAGAGAUGAGCCGAAAGAAGCUUCGGAAUUACCAAAAUCAAAGGCUGAUGAAACGACUAAAUCGAAAGAGCCGACUUCACCUACAUCAAGUGAAGUUCAGUCUCCACAGACUCCAAGUGAAGAAGUUGUAACUGAAAAAUCUGAACCAGCAUCUGAAACAAAGCUAAUCGAACAAACAGCAGUACUACCAACUACACAGGUUGUACCAGCUACUCCUACAACUCCAACAGAACCUGAAAUUUGUCCUAUAAAAGCUCCCGAAGUCGAUACAGUUCCUGCACCUUUACCCGCGUCAGUAGAAACUCCUCCUCCACCUCAACCUGAAGUUUGUCCACUAAUUCCUAAAUCUGAAGUAAUAACUACACCUUCUGAAGAACCACCUCUUCCCAAAGUUCCAGAAACCGAAGCUCCAGUGUGUCCCUUGGCUCCUAAGCCAUCUGAAGAACAACCUGUUCCCAAAUCUCCAGAAACAGAAACUCCAGCGUGCCCCUUGGCUCCCAAGCCAUCUGAGCCGACAGAUCAAGCAUGCCCCUUAACUCCAAAACUCGAAGAACCCAGUAAAACCGAGCCCCCAAAAGCUGCUGAUAGUGCUCCUCUUCCCGAGACUUUGCCUAGCCCAAAAAUCCCAGAAAGUCCCGUACUUCCAAAAAGUGAAGCUUCAGAAGAGCCUAAGCUGCCACCAGCGGAAUGUAGCUUGCCUGAAACAGCGACUGCUCCGGGUGAACCGUCUGAAACUUUAACCGAGUGUCCACUAACUCCAGAUCCUUCUGGGCAAAAAGAGCUCAUCCUACAGUCUCCUGUAGAAACUCCCGUUGUUCCAGAAACCCCAAAGACACCAACCGAAGCUCCCAAGGCGGCAGCCCCAGAACCAAAACCCGAACCGCCGAAGACCGCGGCCCCCGAACCACCAAAGGCGGCCGCACCAGAACCCAAACCAGAAUCUCCCAAGGCGGCGGAACCUAAACCUGAACCACCCAAGGCGGCGGAACCUAAACCCGAACCACCCAAGGCGGCGGAACCAAAAGCCGAGCCACCCAAGGCGGCUCCGAAGGAAGAAGCGAGCUCGACCACUGAAACAACUCCCACCCCUACUCCACCUCCACGUAAGGGCAGUGGUCCAAAGAAAGUCACCAAGCCAAAGAAGUAAACUUUGGAUGACUUCAACCUUUUUCAUUUAUAUUGUAUUAUCCGAGUGAUUUCUACACGACAUUAAAACCCGUUUCUUUUUUAAUAAAUUGUUUAAUUUAUAUUACUAAUUUAAAGUGUCGAGUUUGUUUGUUUAAUAAAAUUAUAAUUUUA
Molecule: messenger RNA, 3303 nt
Organism: Aethina tumida (small hive beetle)
Lineage: Eukaryota; Metazoa; Arthropoda; Insecta; Coleoptera; Nitidulidae
Product: glycogenin-1
Exons: 10
Coding region: 371-3151 (926 amino acids)
Cellular component (GO): cytoplasm
Molecular function (GO): glycosyltransferase activity
Source: RefSeq, a predicted model, not a curated record